AUGCCUCCGAAGAAGAGACAGUCGGACGUUGUGCGUCGCAAAUCGCGACAGAGCGAUGUCCAACCUGGCGAUCCGAUCCCCAAUCGAGGCAAGCGACGCUACAGACCAGGGACGGUUGCUCUUAGGGAGAUUCGGAGAUACCAAAAUGGCACCGACCUUCUGCUGCGACGUCUUCCCUUCUCACGUCUAGUUCGUGAAAUUGCCGAGUCGGUAAGGCCUCGAGGCGAAGCUAUGCGAUGGCAGUCACAAGCAAUACAAGCACUGCAAGAAGCUGCCGAGGCUUUCUUGGUUCACCUUUUCGAAGAUACAAAUCUCUGUGCAAUCCAUGCUAAGAGGGUGACCAUCAUGCAAAAGGAUAUCCAGCUUGCAAGGCGCAUUCGCGGCGUAUGGGGUGGCCUCGGCUGA
Colletotrichum abscissum is the source of this 405-nucleotide messenger RNA. Its product is annotated as histone H3-like centromeric protein cse-4. The record is from RefSeq and is a predicted model, not a curated record. Gene Ontology annotation, cellular component: nucleosome. Gene Ontology annotation, molecular function: protein heterodimerization activity; DNA binding; structural constituent of chromatin. The coding region runs from base 1 to 405 and encodes 134 amino acids. The transcript is spliced from 3 exons. Lineage: Eukaryota; Fungi; Ascomycota; Sordariomycetes; Glomerellales; Glomerellaceae.